AUGUUCGCCUCGGGUGGAAGCCGCUGGGAAUGGGAGCCGGUGGUCCGCAAUGACCUCUUGGCUCGGGGUUUCCAUUCCUGCAACGUCGUGCAAGGAAAGUUCCUGAUCUUUGGGGGGCUGAAGACUCAAGACACCCAGGAGCCCCCCCUGGGAGACGUGGUGGCCUUUGACCCAGCCGUCCAGACGGUGCGCACGCUUGCUCCGGAACACGGCUACCGACGCAGUCACCACCAGGCGGUGGUGCUGGGUGACCACUUGCUGUGUGUGGUGGGUGGGUGGGAUGGAUCUCGCAGGGUCUCGGAUGUCUGCAGCUUCGAUGUGGAGCAGAAGCAGUGGGAAGGCUGGGCAGCCAGGACAUCCGAGACCCCCGUGGGGCUGAGCAGCCAUACUUGCACCAAGCUGACGGAGCAUGAAUUGCUGGUGGUGGGCCGGGAGGGCGGUCUGCGCACCCAGCGGCGUUACGCCAGCAUCUUCACGUUGCACCUUCAGCCUAGCAGCAAGACCUACUGGUACAAAGAAGAGGAAUCCCGGACAGCGUCCCGAGCCGGCCACUCUGCCAUGCUGCUAGAGGAUUAUGGCCCGCAGGGAAAGAGCAGCGGCUACAAACUCUUGGUCUUUGGAGGGCGCGAUUCUGCGGACUGCGAUGUGGCCGGACAUUGGGGCAAAGGAAAGGUCCACGUAGAGUCUACCCAGGCCCCGGAGCUGACCGAGCAGCUUGCUCACUUAGUGGCCACUGAAAAGGGGUCCCAGCAGGCCCCCAAGGGCCUAAGGCACCAUUCCUGCACGGUGGUUGGGCCCUUCGCGGUCAUCUUUGGGGGAGAGUCCCUGACGAGGGGUCGAGACGCCAUCUGCAAUGAGCUUUACAUCUACGACGCCAGGGCGUCGCCAGCCAACUGGUUCCGCUUUCCUUCUUCGACCCAUGCGCAGAAGAGAUGCGGCCACCGAACGUGCCUCUGGAAUGACAAACUCUACCUGGUGGGUGGGUUUGGGGCCGAUGGGAAGACCCCUUGCCCAGAGAUCUGCAGCUUAAGGAUAUCGCCAUGAAAGCCGGGAUUUUGCUCACCAGCUGGGACCACCAAAUGCUUCUUCCACCACUCCCGAAGUAUCUUUCUUCUUGGCUCUGGAGAGUUGGCCCGCUCGGAUGGCGUAAACGCACCCACGCAUGUCAUAAAGACGUCUCUUUGGGCAGACAAAUAUCUUGACGCAAACCAAAAAUGCCAGCAAGAAGUCUCCUCCUUAAAUAACUGAGGUGUGUCCCCAGUUUAUGAAUAAAGUUUUGCCCAAUUUACAAAUAAAAGUUUUGACUUUC
Messenger RNA from Thamnophis sirtalis, 1309 nucleotides. RefSeq names its product kelch domain containing 9 (gene KLHDC9). The record is from RefSeq and is a predicted model, not a curated record. Gene Ontology annotation, molecular function: cyclin binding. Lineage: Eukaryota; Metazoa; Chordata; Lepidosauria; Squamata; Natricidae.